CCAGUAUCUGGUGGUUUUAUUAAUCCUUUUACUGUACUGAUGUAAUUACUAUUUUCUAAAACAGAAGAAUCAAUUAAUUAAAAUGCAUUUUUCCGCCUUAAAUUAUCCCGUAUGAAAGAUUAAAUCAUUUGGGCACAAAUCAAUGGCUUACAUUAUUGAAGUAUGUAAAUAACUAGCUGCAUAGUAGUGAAUGUACGCCAGAAUGAUGAUAAACUACAAAAAACUCAAACCCUAUUUAUACGUGCUACUCUAUUAAAAUUUCAUUCUAUCAUAUGCAUGUGAUUGAUUAAGCUAAAAUUCAGCUAAACAAGUAUUGUUGUUUAGCCAUCACUUUCACUUCACUUUAUUGAGAUCAAUAACUUAAACUGUGUAUCUCACGAACAUGUGGAAUAUUCUCUCCAGGUAAACAAAAGGACUGCAGGAGGAAUGGAUAAAGUCAUAACCUGUUUCAACAAGCGCCCAGAUGCUUCGGUCCGUCUCAUCUGUUUUCCCUGGGCAGGUGGAGGCUCUAUCCAUUAUGCUCGCUGGGCCAAAACUCUCAACAGCUCUAUUGAAGUGUACUCAGUUCGACUGCCAGGCAGAGAAGGACGAGCCAAGGAACCAUUUUUUCAAAAUAUGCAGGAAAUCAUUGAUGAGGUCAUUGGUGUGCUUCUUCCACAUCUCAAAGAAAAGCCAUUUGCACUCUUUGGACAUAGCUUCGGAGCUAUGACCUGCUUUGCUUUUGCCGAGCAUGCAAAGAAGGUCUUCAACCUUGAGCCGAUCCACAUGUUUCUCUCUGGAGCUUCUGCACCAUAUUCUGAAGCAAGACUGCAGGCACCAAGAAGAAGUCAUCUGUCAGAUCAAGAGUUUCUUGUGUGGGUCACUUCUAUUGGAGGCACACCACCAGAGAUACUGGCCAAUGAUGAGCUCGCCAAACUCUUCUUACCUGUGCUGAAAGCAGAUCUCUGUGUAGUGGACAAUUAUAGAUGUAGCAGACCAUCAACACCCUUCCUGUCAUGUCCAGUAUCAUGCUUUGACGGAAAAGAGGAUGUACCCCAUGACUUACAAGCUUGGAAGGACAUGACAAGUGGUGACUUCACUGUGCAGAUGCUUGCUGGAUCUCAUUUUUACUUGAAAGAAGAAGCAAAUGAAAAAUAUCUACUGGACCACAUCACAAAACAUCUUGAGACAGCAGAGAUUGACUAUUUAUAGAAACUCUGUCUUUCAUUAUCUAACAGCAAGCAUGAUACAUUUAUAACUACAUUUUAUUUCUAAUUCAUAUUCACUGAUGGAACAUAUUUUCUUGUGUGUGUGAAGGAAAACAUUUCAGAAUAGACACAGAAAGUAAACCAAUUGAUGCCAAAAUGAUCAUUCCAUUAAUUGAGCUCAGAAAUAUUCAUGACUUAUUUUGACCAAUAAAGCAUGAAUAACUUGGAUGUACACAGAUACAGUAAUGUUAGAGGAUAAAAAUAUGCAAUAUGAAAAUAAUUGUCAAGUAUUCAACGCAAAGCUGUAAAAAUAUAUAGCUAAACUAAUAAUAUGUAUUUAAACAGAAUGAAUGGUUGAAUGAAUGGGGGCGGGGAACUAUUAAUAACGUUUUUAAAUAAAAUCUGUACAUUUUCUGAAUAAAAAGGUGAAAAGUGCAAGAAGUGUUGUGGGAAUUUGCCACUGUUUAUUAAA
Onychostoma macrolepis is the source of this 1659-nucleotide messenger RNA. RefSeq names its product oleoyl-ACP hydrolase (gene olah). Lineage: Eukaryota; Metazoa; Chordata; Actinopteri; Cypriniformes; Cyprinidae. The record is from RefSeq and is a predicted model, not a curated record. Gene Ontology annotation, biological process: lipid biosynthetic process. Bases 427 to 1191 code for a protein of 254 amino acids. The transcript is spliced from 7 exons.